AACUCUUAAGCAAUGUGAGGAAAUGUCCACUAGUAAGGGGAAGAAGCAUAUUUGUGAAAUCUUUGAGAUAUGUGUACAUCUGAUUGAUACUUAAAAUGUAGUAUUUAUUUACGGUUUUGUUUUGAAGAAAAGUGCCUAUACUGUGUUAUUUGGUGAAUAAUCGUAAAGUUACUUUGAAGAAGUGCUUUUAAAGUGUAAACGUUACAUUUUUGUGUUUUAUUUUCGAUACGUUUUUGUCUCGCCAAUAUUGUUUAAAAAAUAACAUUAUAGAGUAUAAUCGGUAUGAAUGUUAAGCGAUGAAGAAACCACGUGUAGAACGGGAUCGCCUCCGGGAACGGGAGCGACAAGCUCGCGCUCAGAUGUCCUCCCAAGUUUCUGAAGAUACAGAAUCCGACGCAUCAGGGGCACCAUUGUUUGGUACUCCCAUAAAGGUAAAUCCAUCACCCGCCGAUCGAGUAACUCAACAAAUUCAGAGUAAACUAGGUGAUUACUCACGAGUUGUUCCUUAUCUUGACGGUGACCCUAAACGUCUUAUCGGUGUUGACGGCGUGCCUCCACCAAGUCCUGGUGGUUUGACUGUACCUCACCAUUCUUUCAUAUCGGUGUCACCAAGAUUGUCGUCGUUGAAUGAAAUAAGGCCUGAAUUUAAGAAACCCAUUCAGAAUAAUGUUAAAUCUUUUCGUAAUACUCUGUCGCCUAAAAGUUUCGUUAAACCGUUAGAAGCAAAAAUUUCUUAUGAAGGCUGUGGGGGUGCUUCCACGCAGUCUGUGAAACCCGGCAAUGGUAUUAAAAUGAAUGGAGUUUUGUAUUCUAAAAUCUCAGCACAAUCUUCUUUGGAAACUGUUUCGUCUCCCGCAUCGUCCACGACAAGCUCGAGUAGGAUGCAUGUACUAUCUAGGAAUUCUGUACCUACUUUACCUGAUCAGAACUUGCCGGAUUCUGCUAUAGGAGGUUCUGUAAUGAGCAAUACUGGAGUCCAAGAUGUUGAAAAUAUACUUAAGGAAAUGACCGAAGUUCAAACUCCUUUAACUGCUAUAGCAGCCACACCACGAACAGAACUAGACAAUAAAUUUACGUUCAAUCCAGCUAACACGAGGAUAUCCGAAUCAGCAACUUCACCAACAUUAAUAAAGCGACGUCCAACAUCACUACAGCCUACUUCAAUGAUUUUAUCUCCAAUCGCAUCAACUCCUGUCAGUAACUCAAAAAUGGACCGAGAACGUUCUCCUUGUUUCCCGGUAUUAAGUUCAUCAAGUGGAUCAUGUUCUGAUUCUGCUUCUGAUAGCGAUUCCAGUUCAAACGCGUCAGGAACUGGGACUCGUAAUUCAACCGACUCUAAAAUACGCCCUAUUUCGAAUCAAUCUUCUCAUGUUUCUCCAAAGCCCGAAGAAGCAAAAUUAAGGUGGAAUUUAGCUUCCUAUUUGGAUCAAAAUGGUGUAAAAAUGAAACACGACUUUUCUCCAUCAUCAAGAUCACCUUCUCGUAUCUCGUUAUUAGAUAACGAAGUAUCAAAUAAUAAUUGUUUAAAUUCCAAAAAUAAUUAUAAUUGUGAUAAAUCUAAUGAUGGAACCGAUUCGACGGAUAGUGCCAAGUAUGCAGAUUUAAUAAUUGCAGAGGCUUUGUCAAUAAAACCAAUGGAACCUCUGAUAUCCAGCUUUUCCGAUUCGGACAGUAGUGUUAAAUACGAAAGUAAAGAGAGAACUUUUCCGUCAGCAGCUGUUAUAUCUGAUAGUGAUAGUGACGAUGAGCAAAGGACUAACAAUAAAGUUUGUAGACCAGUGAAUCGUCCUAGUCCAAAAACUAAAUCUAACAAGUGGCUUAACGAAUCGGAUAAUAAUAAUUAUUUUCAAAUAAGUGACGUGAAAGGGUGUUUAUCACCAUUCAAUAAGCAAAACGUGUUUUCUAUUCCCAAAUCGAAAUCAAAUCGCGGUCGUCCAAGAAAAAAUAAACCUAAUAGUGGUUCUGAAGGUGAGGUUCGCAUUAAAAGAAGAGGAAGACCCCCUUUAAAUAAAAACCGCUAUUCAAUUAGUGGUUCGGACAACGAGAUAGUUUUCAAAAAAAGAGGAAGACCACCCAAUCGACCGAAAAGAGCAACGACACCUAGUACUUCUGAAGACGAAUCUUAUGCUCUCGAGAAAAUAAUUUCUUCUUCUUUACUGUCGAAAAAAUCUGUCAGCGAUUCUGGAACUAGAAAAACUAAAACACGUGGUAGAAACAAAAGUGAAGAGAGCAAUCUUAUGUCGCAAAAAUCAAAGUCGUGUGUUGAAGUGAAUGCCGUUGAUGAACGAGAACAGAAGAUACACCACCGAUGGGAUGAAGACAGCGGUUCUCCUAGAAAUGUUCAAGAAAAUGGUUCAGAUACCGCUACCGUUGGUCGUUAUAAAAAUCGUAAAAGUUCGAAUUUAUCCACUCGGAAGCAGUCUACGAAACUGAAAGUGUCUGAAAAAAAAUCUACAACUGUGGACGUAAAAUCGCCUCCUGAUACCUCUAGCAGCGAUUCAGAGAAUAAAUAUUCUAAUGUGUCUAUAUCGUCACGACAUUAUCCCAAAAGGCGCUGCUCUUCUAGUUCAGAAAGUGAUACUUCAAUUAAAAGGGAAUAUUCCAGUUCUCCUCACAACCAAAUCAAUAUAUCGCAAAUUUCGAAUAAAUCGGAAACUAUAGUCAAAUUAAACAAUGAAGGUAAAAAUAUUGCCGACAAAAAGAAAAGUGACACGUUACGGAAACUUUUUACUCCAAAAAGAGAUUCGGAAGGAGGAAAAGGCGGUGGUAAAGGUGGAGGAAAAGGUGGAAAAGGAAAAGGAGGUGUAAAUGUUAUAAGAAUAGACGAAAAUUACGAACAAAGUAGUUCAUCUGUAGACGAGGAAGCUGUACCGCCUAUUACGAAUCCCGUUUUAUUGUCUCCUAUCCCUACUACUGAAAUCCCGAAAAAAGAAUCGGUUUCUUCACUUGAAAAUAAGUACAACGUAGACGCGGUGAAAGACGCUGGAAAUGAGAAAAUAAGGGUAUUAGUGCGAAUUGAUUUAAAAAGAAUAGAUAUAACAAAACUUGCCAAAAUAAAUGAUCCUAAAAGGCAAAUAUUGGAAGAAAAACAAGAAAAAAUUGGAGAACAGUUAUUUCACAAUGCGUCCUCGGUCAAUAUUAAAACAGAAGCAAAUCAGCCAAAGCCUUGCACUUUCAAUUUGGAUUCUAGUGCUACAUACGUUGAUAACUCGAUAGUGCAGAGUGACGAUUUAGGAGGUAAAAAACAUGCCUUAAAAGACGAUAAAGUGAAACAAACAGAACAGACAAACAGUAAACGCAAAAGACGAACAAGUUGUAGUUCAGUCAGUUCACUAUCAACAAUAAGUAACAUUUCUCACGGUAGUGGCAGGCAAAAAGAGCACAAAAAAGAAAAAUGCGAUCAUAAAAGCAAACGACGAAAAGAUGAAAACAGCGAGAGGUAUCAAAAAACUAACAAGAACGGAAUAACCAUAAAAAAUUUUCGCAAUACCAAUCAUGACAGGAAAGAACCAAGAACACCACCACUUCCGCCCACGGAACAAACAAAUAAUAGCGAUUGGUCGAAGAACUUUCAACCUAUCAGAGAGUAUCACUCCUAUUUUGAACAAAUGGACGAACUUUCCGAUGACGAAGAAAGAGAUCAAAAUCGAUACCUUAAUGAAGCGAAGAGACUUAAACAUCUAGCUGAUAAAGAAACCGAUACAAUUAAACAAUGUAUGUUAUAUUUAGAAGCAGUCUUGUUCUUCCUUUUAACUGGUAAUGCAAUGGAACACGAAAGUGUUACUGAAAAGGCAGCUUUUACCAUGUAUAAAGACACCUUAAGCCUUAUUAAAUAUAUUUCAUCCAAGUUUCGUAAUCAUCAGGACACUUCUUCAUUCCAUACGAAACUCGCAAUUUUAAGUUACCGGUGUCAAGCCCUAUUGUACAACAAACUAUUUAAAAUGAGAAAACACGAAAUGAGAGACUACCAAAAACUCAUAAACGACUAUUGCACAAAGUCUGCAAAUGUGGCUCCCAUUCAGUCAGAUCACCAAGCGAUCAACGGACAGGGUACACCAUCAUUAUCACCUACUCCGUCUCCAGCUGGCUCGGUGGGUUCGGUUGGGAGUCAGUCAUCAGGAUAUAGCAGUGGAGAACUAACCAGAGGUAAUGCAAAUGGUCAACCUCCGCCUGCCGCUGCUACUACGACACCCUGUAUGUUAGUACCUGUAUCUGUAUAUAAUGCAAUGUCAAAACAAAAUCAACACAUCUCAUACCUGAUAUCCUAUCAGGACCUUUGGGACCAGGCUGAUUCUCUAAUCAUGAAAGGAAGACAUAAAAAUUUUUUUAUUGAACUGGACAGAAGUUGUAGACCCUUAACUCUCCACAGUUCGUUAAUAGAUUUGGUUAAAUACGUACGGUCAGGAAUCGCCAAACUUAAAAAGGACUAUUUAAAAUGAACGUUGAAAAACUACAAAUUAGUCAAUUUUUUGAGAUUGUUGACCCUAAUUUGUAAUCAUGACCGACCAUUUUUAAUGUUAAUAUAUUUAUAUGCGUUUAUAAA
This is a messenger RNA of Agrilus planipennis (emerald ash borer), 4543 nucleotides long. It is a transcript of the gene lilli, whose product is annotated as AF4/FMR2 family member 4. Bases 297 to 4439 code for a protein of 1380 amino acids. Gene Ontology annotation, biological process: regulation of gene expression. The record is from RefSeq and is a predicted model, not a curated record. The transcript is spliced from 13 exons. Gene Ontology annotation, cellular component: nucleus; super elongation complex. Lineage: Eukaryota; Metazoa; Arthropoda; Insecta; Coleoptera; Buprestidae.